This is a messenger RNA of Drosophila nasuta, 5953 nucleotides long. RefSeq names its product inhibin subunit beta (gene Actbeta). The record is from RefSeq and is a predicted model, not a curated record. Gene Ontology annotation, molecular function: growth factor activity; cytokine activity. Gene Ontology annotation, cellular component: extracellular region. NCBI's taxonomy places the organism in Eukaryota, Metazoa, Arthropoda, Insecta, Diptera, Drosophilidae.
AGUUUGGAAAUAGGGCUUAACUAUGCAUAUCAGAUGCUAAUCGAGUGGUGACUGACUGUUCGUUUAUUUGUUUGCGCAUUUCGUUAUUUUAUUUUCAUUUAGUCCGUUAACGCCGAGCUGAAUAAACGCGAAAUCGCAUAGCCAUUGAUAAAAUCAUCGAAGUGCCUUUACGAGCUAUAUGAAGCGUGUGCAAAUCAUUGGAAAAAAAAUUGAAAAGUGCCUAAAUGAUGUAGUGGCGGCUCAAUAAAAAAAUGGUUUUUGACUUUGUACCACAACAACUGGCUCCAUUUGGAUGCCGAACUGCCACCAGCAGUAGCUGCAAUAUCAGUAGCAAAUGUUAUUUCAAUUGUUCAUGCUUCUGUUGCCGUCAGGGAUGUUGCACUGUCAUAUCUUGUUGCUGCUGCUAUUGCAGCAGCGAAUUGAGUAUCAACUUGUGCUGCAGCAAUCUCCGCCGUUCAUCACCUACUACACUAAAGCCUUUACACAAAAAGUGGAACGGCAGUCUAAGCGUAAUUCCAGCAAUAGUCCUGUCAAUUAUAUAUCAUUGGUUAGUUCAAAUCAUAAGGAUAUUAGAAAGCGUCUUGCUGCUGCAUCGUAAAAAAAAGAAUCCGCUAGGAGUAGCAAUUAUAAGACGCUUACACAGUGUAUGGAAGACAUCACCGAGUGUUAGUAACAGUGCCAAUCCUCAGUGCUUAGAUCUCCGAAAGGAAUUGAAAGAGCAAUGUCGACAUGUACAUAUGUGCUAUGAUAUUGCCAAUGAUCAGCAGUUAAAGUCGAACAAUUUAUGCAAAAUGUUUUGCAACAACCGUAAACGACAACGAAGGCGUAAGCGAAGGCGUAGAAGACGUAGGCACAACAAUAAUAACAAUAACAUUGGCAACAGCAAGCAAACAGCAAGCCACAAUCGAAAAAGGCAGCAGCAACCUAAUAAACGAUGUGAUAUUCGAUGCUGCCAAAGCAAUAUGCCUCCAAACUUUAGUCUAUCCAAGGCUACUUCUGAGAAUAUGCCUGGAUCUAUGUCAGCCCUCAGUGAAUUCAUGUACUCGUGGACAUUAUCGCACUCCCAUGUGCAUUCUAUAGACACUUUGCCACGGCAUUGCUUUAAGGCAAACCGGAAUCGUGCAAAUUUUGUUUGGCUGUUAAUUGGACUCUUCUGGCUGGAAGUAAAACUAAUCAAUUGCAAUACAAUCAAUGUGAACAGUGGUGGCUAUGUCUCGAAUCUUGCAAUCGUGCAAAAAGCAUGUACGCUAUGUCAACUUGAGAUGGCAAACAUUUACGCAGAUAAAGAUAACCCUCACAUAGACUACAACAAUAACAAUAACAAUAACAAUAACAUGUACAAUAACAAUGACUUCAACAAGGUAAAAAUGAGUCGUAUCCAUAAGAAACCUGAUGAUCACAACAACCUCAAUACCAACAAUAACGAUCGUGUGCGUUUGGAGUCAAUAAAACGACAGAUACUCACCAAACUUGGACUCAGUCAGAAGCCAAAUGUAUCGCAUCCUUUGCCGAAACAAUUUAUCUGGGAGACGAUUUAUCGAGCGGAUGGUGGCCUUAACAUUGCGCAUGAUGACACAUUUCAGAUUAGUGGAAGCAGUCGAGUAAUCAAUAAAAAGCCGCCGAAACUGCGAAAUUUAGUGAUGAUCAAUGACUACAGUUAUAAAAAUGAUGCGAAACAAACACAUCGCAGAAAUUCCAAAUCAACGAAUUGGGUUCCACAUAAUCCAAGAACUUUAAUAGGAAUAAAAUCAGACUCUAAGGAGUGGCGAAAUAGGCAAAAUAAAAAGAGGAAUCAAAGGGCAAAUGCUUACAAUAAAUCAACAUAUCUUUUAGAUAUACAUCGUAGUAGUGAUAGUGUUAACACUAACUCGGAUAACGCGAACUAUCAACAACAGCAUGAUCCAAUGUAUUAUCGUAAUAUCAACAACGGAGAACAAAUACAUUCAAAACUGAAGGAUCUUAAUGCAAAUACUAAUAACAACGCUCCCACACAGUAUUAUACCAAUUAUGAAGAGGAAAAUAUGAUUCACGAGUCUAUACCUAUGGAUAUACCUGAUCAAGAUGCACUUGGAUUUGAGCGCGAAGACUUCUUUGGUAACACUCAAGAGAUUAUCACAUUUGCAGAGGAAGGAACACAAUAUCAUCAAUAUCGUAUAGUUGAGUUUUCUCCACAAAAAAACAUGACACCAAAUCAAAAGCUAUCUAUUCGAAGUGCGCAAAUGCAUUUACGAAUUGAGAAACACCGUAAUGGCAAGGAUGCAACAUCACCAGGAAUUAAUUUUCAAAUACAAAAAUUAUUUGAAAUAAAGGGAAAAAAGAAGAACCAUUACAUUGGAAGUGGAAGUGUGCCGCGCGAACGAAUUAAAAUAUGGGUAUUCCGUAUGACUGAUAACAUUAAUAUCACAGAAAAGGUAGUUGAUCAAGCUUUCUUAUUCCGGGCGUCAUUUGAAGUUGUAACCGACAAUUUGGGUUGGCAACGUUUUGACAUGACCGAAACAAUUAGGGAGUGGUACAGCGAUCACAAGAAUAGAAAUUUGCGUCUGUUGAUUGACUGCACGGGAUGUGGAAGCCAAUAUUCAUUGCACUUGUUCCCAAGGUCGUCGUCCAUCCAAGCAGCUUCAAAAAAUAUGAAAUCGGUGAAUAACGUAAAUCCGAAUCGCCCUUUUCUUGUGCUUCAUACCGAGCCAACAAGACCGAGACGUGUGAGAAGACGUGCUUUGGAUUGUGGUGGUACCACUAGUGGACAAUGCUGUAAGGAAUCGUUUUAUGUAUCGUUUAAGGCGCUUGGAUGGGACGAUUGGAUCAUCGCACCCCGUGGGUAUUUUGCAAAUUAUUGCCGUGGCGAAUGCACUGGGCCUUUUCGAACUCCGGAUACAUUUCAAACAUUUCAUACGCAUUUCAUAGAAGAAUAUCGAAAAAUGGGACUGUUAAAUGGAAUGAAACCCUGUUGUGCUCCUGUCAAGUUCUCGAGCAUGUCGUUGAUCUACUAUGGCGACGAGGGUAUAAUUAAACGUGAUUUGCCAAAAAUGGUUGUUGACGAAUGCGGCUGUCCUUAAGAUACUUUUUGGAUCUUAUUCUGGACUUUCGUAACCAUGAUAUCUUCCGUCUGUCAAAAUUAUAUUAUUUUGGACAUGAGUUCAUUGGAAACAUCGAACAGUUUAACAAGUGUGUCACACAUAUGUUAACAAAAAUCUUGAAAAUUUACUAAUUUUGUGUACGUAUUUGAAUGUAUUAAAAAUUAAUACGUUGAUAAUUGAAUGGAUUAAAUGAUUUUCGAAUGUACAAGUAGAACUCAUUAACAAAAGUGCCUCUAUAAUAUGCGAUCGAUCAACUGUAUACAUAAACAUUGUAAACUGUUUUAAUUUAAUAACAACAAUACUAUAAAAUUAAUUAUUUAUAAAGUGACACUAUUUUUGUAGCUGUUUCCAGAAAUUCACAAAAUAAUUUGCCAAUAACUUUUACCUUUCACAUACGAAAAAAAAAAAAUUAUUUCUUUCAUUACAUUAAUGUUAGGGAGUCAUUCAUUCAGCAUAAGGUCAAUUACUCAGAAAUAUUUCCUGACUAAAUAAUCAUAUUAUCCUAUCCUCAAAGUUUAUGUAAAGUAUAUGUUCUUAUUCUAUUACAUGAUUAUUCUUAUUAUUCUUUUAGAAUAUUAUAUUUUAUUUAUAACAAUUUAUUGAAAUGUGUUUCAAAUUACAUAUAUGUUAUCUUUUUAUACCCUUCUACCCAUAGGGUAGAAGGGUAUUAUAACUUUGUGCCGACAGGAAAUGUAUGUAACAGGUAGAAGGAGGCAUCUCCGACCCUAUAAAGUAUAUACAUAUAUUCUUGAUCAGGGUCAACAGCCGAGACGAUCUAGCCAUGUCCGUUUGUCCGUCUGUGUGUCUGUCCGCAUGAACACCUAGAUCUCAGAGACUAUAAGAGAUAGAGCUAUAAUUUUUUUUGACAGCAUUUGUUAUGUUUGCACGCAGAUCAAGUUUGUUUCAAAUUUUUGCGACGCCCCCUUCCGCCCCCGCAAAUCAAAAACAUCGAAUAACAAGCGUAAUUUUAAAGCUAGAGUUACGAAUUUUGGUAUAUACAAUAAUAACUAUAGUAGUUAUGAUUCCUGAAAAUUUGGUUGAGAUCAGAUAAAAUUGUCGAAGUUUUUAAAGAAAUACUUUUGUAUGGGCAAAACCGCCUACUUACUAGGGGUCUUAGUUGCUUUGGCUGACAAUCUAUAUUGUGCCAUCUAUGGUAUAUUUUGAAUGCGGUAUUAUAUCGAUAUACCACAUAUACCAUUUGGUAUAUUUUUAGUAUUUUUGCAGUACAUUUUGUAUAUUUUGAGAAUAAUACCGCGAAAUAUAUUUCUUUUAUUCAAAAUGGGUAGCGGGUAUCUCACAGUCGAGUACACUCGACCUGUAGCUUUCUUACUUGUUUCCAUUCAAAUUUGAAUUGUCUGAUGCUAAAUUUAUGAACAAUUGUCAAAGUAGUUGGUAAUGUAUAUUAUUAAACAAGAAUAUUUUUUUAGUUUUAAAUUUAACUGAGUUUAUUCAGAACACACAUAGUUAUUAGUUUGAAUUAUUAAAUUACAAAAUCAGUUUUUACCCAUUGGGUCCACUUUUCAAACUUCAACUGACAUUUCAACUCUCCAAUAUAUGUGUUAUAUAAUAUAUAUGUAUUGUUACAAAAGUCAUAUGUUUGAAAUGUACUUUUCUUGAUUACAUUUGAAAAUGAGUAAAAUCUACUAUCAAUAACCGUACUUGAGAAUAUCUCCGACCAAGGUUUCAGCACAUCCUUGAGAAAAAUUAAAGAUUAAAAAAAAAAAAGUCUUUAUUUUAUGGCCUUGAAAAGUCAUUGGGUGCAAUAAACCAUAUACAAACCUCUCUUCGACAUCAAUAAAAUUUAACUAAUCAUUUGCUACACCUGUUUAGUUCAAUAAUUUCUCCCUAUCAUCAUGGAUUAUGAAUCGGAGAUCCAUUAUUUCUUAUCUGCCCGAGUAUGUCUCGUUUGCUAUCAAAGAAUUCCUUAAUAACGAAUGAACUGGUUUUAUAAAUAGAGAUUUUACCAAAGCUUUCGGCUCCGUUAAUCAUUCCCUUAAUCUUAUUGGAUGCCCAAUUAAUUUGUUAUGCUAGAUAUCAAGCCAUCUAAACCAAAGCGCCCAAAUAUUUGAUCUAAUAAUUUUGUUACUAAUACGUGCAUUACGAGUUACUUCUCGUGUUCUUCAGGGUAGUUAUCUCAGCUCUUCACUUUUUAUCACAAUUUGAACACAAUCUCGGGAACUAAUAUACGCAAAUUAUGUUAAAUUAUGCCUACAUACAAACAAUAUCGAGUUGCAAGCAAUAUCUUGAUGCUUUUCAGUUAUGAUGUAUGUGAAUUUGAUAAAGUUCAACUGUUUUGUUUUUGUCCUUCCAUAGAGCCAAUCCGUAUUUGGCUUCUCUCUUAAUGAACGGUAAAUAUUUGGAUAGAAUGACUGCUGUUUUUGAGAUACUCGCUACUCAUACUUAAUUCAUUAAUUUGGUGUCUCUUCAAUAUAUGUUGUCUUUUUAUAUAUAUAUUAUAUUUAUAAACAAAAUAAAACAUAGUAAUGACAACGGCGAAUAUAUGUACUUACAUAAUAAUGUAUCCACUCCAUUUAUCACCUAAAUAAAAUAAAAAUCUAUGAAUACCAAAACAUUCAUCUCGAUCUAAGAAUCAAGCAAAAUAUAAUCUAAUUAUUACAUCUAUAACUUUCAAGCUAAUAAUAAUUAUUAAUUCUAUUAUCUCAACUUUAUAAUAUUUACAUAAGUUAAUAACUAGAUAAACUGUAUUUGUUUGUAUUCAUUUAACCAAAAAAAAAUCUGUGUAUACAAAGGAUUCUUUUCAUUAAAUCAUAUUUAAAAUUAUAUAAUCUAUAUAAAUCAUGACAUGUACGUAUGCAUAACGUAUACAAAUGAAACACCUAGUUUACAAGAAAUAAAGUUGAUUAAGAGAAAAAAUA